GUUGGUGACCAGAUUGUUGAAAUAAAUGGGGAACCUACACAAGGCAUCACACAUACUCGAGCAAUUGAGCUCAUUCAGGCCGGUGGAAAUAAAGUUCUUCUUCUUUUAAGGCCGGGAACUGGCUUGAUACCUGACCAUGGUGAUUGGGAUAUUAAUAAUCCUUCAUCUUCAAAUGUGAUUUAUGAUGAACAGUCACCAUUUCCCCCAUCUUCACAUUCUGCUUUCAUAUUUGGAGAGUCUCAUGUGCCAGUAAUCGAAGAAUCUUUAAUGAGAGUUCAGAUAUGUGAAAAGGCAGAAGAAUUAAAGGACAUUGUGCCUGAAAAGAAAAGCACUUUAAAUGAAAAUCAGUCUGAGGUAAAGGAGCAGUCUCUUCUCCAGAAAAAUGUGAAUAAGAGGGAUUCACCCAAAAGUCACGGAUACAGUGACAAGAAAAAUCUAUUAAAAGUAGGAAGUGGUGUUACACAAAGAGGAAGAUCUACUAGUCCCCAAAAGUCAGCCAGUCGAUUUUCAGAGGAACAUUUGGAAAAGAUUCCUAGUCCUCUAAAAAAUGAUCCCAAAAGAAGACCCAGAGAUCGAUCGCUCAGCCCCAGGAAAGGAGAGAACAAAAGUAGUCAAAUCAGCAACAGGGCAGGGUCUGGACAAGAUCAUUGCAGAAAAAGCAGAGGACGGUCUUCUAGCCCAAAGAAGCAGCAGAAAAUUGAAGGAAGCAAAGACCAGUCAAAUGCUGAAGCCAAAUUAUUAGAAGGUGAAAGUCGAAAAGUUACAGGCCAUGCUAGUGACAAUGCUGAACAGAUCCCAGAUGGGAAAGAAAAAUCAGGUGUCAUCAGGAAAGAUACAAAGCAGAGUCAGCUGGAAAAAGCAGAACAAGGUCUCCAGAGAAAAAAAGCAAGAGAAUGGAUGAAAAGUCUCUUCCAUCCAAAAAGACUAAUAACACUACUAGUAGAGUAGUGUUUGAAAAUGAAAAAGGAAAGAAAGUAACAAUAGGAGAAACAAGUUCUAGUAAAGAUAAAAUGGGAGAAAAUGUCCAAAUAUCAGAAAAGAAGCUGAAGCAGGAACCUGAAGAGAGGAUGGUUUUAAACAAAAUAGAAGAUCACAAAGGUAAAGAACUAGAAGCAGCUGAGAAAAACAAAGAGCGUGGAGAGUUCAAACCUGAAAGUAGUUCUCCAGUUAAGAAAACACCAAUAACUCCAGGGCCCUGGAAGGUGCCAAAUGCAAAUAAAGUCAAAGGCACUACUGGUGUGGCUGAAAAAUGGCUGUGACCUUUAACAUAAAACAAAGAAAAACAAGUUGUAAUUUUUUCUUAUUAAAAAAGCAGCAUUAAAAAUUUUUUCCCAGAAAUUCUGAAACACAUUAAGUACAUUUUAAUUCGAGCAUCAAGUUACCUAGGCUGCAUGAAGGGCCUUUAGGAUUGCUGAGAAUUGUCCCCCUGGCUGGCUGCCCUCCCUCACACUCAGGAAGGAGCUGCAUCCACCUGCUCAUCUGACAUGCCCUGCUCAGGCUGCCCAGCCCAUCUUCACGAGUGUCUGAAUAAAUGACAUGUUGGUAUUAAUGAUGUGGUCACAACUCACUUUGUAUUUGUGCUGAGUUAUCUACUGCAUCAUAUCUGUUUUAUCCUUCUCAUUCAGAUAUUUCCACAGUAAUGAAAAAGUUAGGUUUGGCUUGGAAGUUGAUGUUCUCAAUAGCAUGUUGCAUGUUUACAGAGAGAAAUAUUUGAGUCCUUGCAGAAGAGAUUUUUAACUCUCCAUUAAAGAUGGCUGUUGCUUCUUCUAACAGCUACUGAUGAUGUCCCAAUUUCAAAAUAAAACCCCCCAAAAAUCACUACAGGAAAAAAAAUGUCAAACAUUGACACUUCCUUAUGGCUUUUUAUUUUAAUUUGGCUGGAUAAAGUAUUUCAAAUAACUGUUGAAGAUAUUACUUACAAUUGAAUGUUCAAAUGAGAAAGUUCCUUAAGCAAUAGAGUUCCCCUCCUGCUGUGUUAUCCAACCAUGAUAUAGUUAUAGCAUCUCAGGUCACCCUUUGUUUUUCAUCUGUUUCAUUAUGAAACUACAUAUAAGCAUACGGACAUAUUGCUUAUUCUCUGAAGAAAAACUACCAACUAUCUAUUUCUGGAUAUUUUGGUUGUACCUACUACGAAAGUCAUUAGUCUUUAAUACGUAAUACAUAUUUGAAGAAUCAAAAUAUGUGAAUUGUGUGGGGGACCUAAUCAUGAAACCAGUUUCACAGUCCAUUGCCAGAUAAAGUACCAACUCAUCUGGUAGCACAUGUACAAGUUCGGGUGUUUAGAAGCAGAACCUGUGCGAGGCUUGCACAGCAAGUAAGGAUACAUAUGGUAGACAGUACUUGCUGAAUCUUAUUUAAUUUUAAUUUUGAGCUACAUUAAGUUAUUUAAAAACAAGAAAGGGAGACUCAACAUUCACUUGGCUUGUACAAAUUUUCAGAGUUCUUUUAAAAAAUCUAAUUAAAGAUGUUUGUUGAAAGUUGGAGAUAGUUUUUAACUCCGUAAAAUAGAUCCAGGUUUUUCAGUCCCCUGAAACAGCAUUAUAGUAGCAUCUAUAAAUAAAGGCACAUUCUCAGAAUAAAACUAUUUUAUGGAGUAUUUGAACAUACUUGUUCUGUCACCCUGGGUUCAUCUUAUUGUGGAACACAUUAUGUCCAUGUCCUUCCCUCUAAGAGUCUGACUGUGAAAUUCUUUAAAAUAACAACUGUGUCAGUCCCUGUAGAUAAAACAUGCUUCCCAGAGUGAGAUUUUUGAAAUAAUCCCCUUUUCAUCAAGAACUAUAUUUAUCCACCUAUUGUAACUACUUGAAUAGAGCAUAAUUAGGAGGCUUGAUAAAUGCUAACAAUUUAGUACCACAGAAAUGAUUUAUUUUCCCUAUAGUCCACAAUUAGUGAUACAAAUCCUAUUUUUAUCGUUAACUGUGACACAACUUUGAUGACAUAUGUUAUCAGUCCGAUGUGGCUCUUCCUUUCUAAGUAACCUGUCACUGUACUGAUUAUAUACUGACUUAGCAAUGUGGCCUUGGAAUGCUGAGCAAAAUAUGGAUGUACUGGUUGUAAAUGUUUAUAUAUUGUACAGUACCUUUAUAUAUAUACACUUGAGGUUCUGAUUAGAGAAAGAGAUCUGUAAAUCGCUCGUUAUUUUUUAUAUAGAUAUUAAAAACAAAAACAAAAAAUA
Messenger RNA from Galeopterus variegatus (Sunda flying lemur), 3175 nucleotides. RefSeq names its product membrane associated guanylate kinase, WW and PDZ domain containing 3 (gene MAGI3). Gene Ontology annotation, molecular function: protein binding. Gene Ontology annotation, biological process: signal transduction. NCBI's taxonomy places the organism in Eukaryota, Metazoa, Chordata, Mammalia, Dermoptera, Cynocephalidae. The record is from RefSeq and is a predicted model, not a curated record. Gene Ontology annotation, cellular component: cytoplasm.